Molecule: messenger RNA, 507 nt
Organism: Spirodela intermedia
Lineage: Eukaryota; Viridiplantae; Streptophyta; Magnoliopsida; Alismatales; Araceae
Source: the annotation of a GenBank genome assembly
AUGACUGCUCAGGUUUCUACUGGUGCAUUAGUCGUGCUAGUACUGUACGCCACAGAAUUGUUCUCGGUCCUCAACAGGUUCAGAACGAAGAAGAUACCCGCUCAUUCUGUGCAGCCGCUAUCUGGCCGUGGCCGGAUGAUAUUCUCUGCCCUGCUGGAAAGUACCAGUGCCGACCACUGCCGGCGAAGGGGCGGCCCUGCAGUGCACCGUGGGUGGUGAUCCAUCCACAUCGGACAGAUCUCGUGAUGAGGAGACAGUCGUGGAGGACAUGGCAGGAGUGCAGUGAUAACACCUCUGCAGCAGACGUCUUGGAGGACGUGGGCCCCGCCGCAGUGUUGCCGUCGCUGCCAUGGACUCCGGCGAAGCCCCUGCGGUGAGGCAAGGUCCAACGAAGAUCGCUGCUGCUACACAGAUCGGGUUAACAUCCAUGGGAGAUUCGUCUCUCCUCACCCAUCUCUCCUGGGAGGGCGUACAAACCUUUCUUUCCCCGGCAUACAAGAUCAGUGA